Molecule: messenger RNA, 5744 nt
Organism: Rhopalosiphum padi (bird cherry-oat aphid)
Lineage: Eukaryota; Metazoa; Arthropoda; Insecta; Hemiptera; Aphididae
Gene: Rbp
Product: peripheral-type benzodiazepine receptor-associated protein 1
Exons: 30
Coding region: 16-5019 (1667 amino acids)
Biological process (GO): neuromuscular synaptic transmission
Molecular function (GO): protein binding
Source: RefSeq, a predicted model, not a curated record
UAGUGUAUACCUGCAAUGGAUACGGCGGCCACUUGUAAGUAUUAUGUGACAAAAUUACUUGGCAUUAGUCCCCCAAAACCGAAUUGUGUGUACGAUGUACGAUCAGGCAAUGUCCGUGAUCGUGAGCAAAAAUCGUUGUUUCGCGUUUUCUACCGAUCGAAUGACCGACGUCGUAAACAACGUCAUAGAACUAAUAUACAAGAAUCGUACGUUCCUUCUAUGCAUGCAGACGAAGUUGGUGCCAAAAUAGGCGAUGGUCGUGUACUGGAAGAAGACACAGUUGAGGAUAUUGAAAAGAAGUUCCAAGGAUUUCGGAAUGUGUUUGAGAAGUGUAAGGUGAAGAAAAAGAAACCACGUCUGUUCAAUGUCAGCUCGGGAUUGCGAUUCACGCUUGUUGCUAAUUCCAUGUUGAUAGACAAUCAAAAAAGAGCAAACGAAACUGCUACUACAACUAUCAAUACCGAAGAAGAUAAAACUGAAGAGGACGAUGCUGAUGACGAGGAGGAUGAGGAAGUGGAGGAUAAUGAUGUAGAAGAUGAAAAUGAAAAUAUAGCGGGCAAAGAUAUAGCAAUUGAGCCAUUGAAAGCAGUUGUUAAUGAUGUGAAUGAAGAAGAUUUUUCCGAGUCUAGGUGUCCAAAAGAUGUAGCAGAUAAAGUGAAUUCGUGGAUCGAUAAUUCCGUUAAGCAGACCGAUGGAUAUUCAGAAGAGGAAAGUAUAUUUGUUGACGAAGAGGAUGCCGAUUAUUAUCAUUGUGUACAAAGUUGUGAACAUAGUACUUCCCGUUUAAACAGUGACUUAUCUGACAACGACGGCUCAACGGCAUUCGCACUGAAUUUACAGACUUUUGCGCCACAAGAGGAUCAACUAGUCAGAGUGUUGGAAAAAAAUACCGAGCUAACCAUCCAAAAUACAGAUCUACACAAACAAGUAUUGCAACUCCAACAUGUGAAAAAGGGCUCCGGGCUGAACUCAGUAUCAGCCCGGGCAGAUGCCGAUCAAGAAAUAGAUGAAAUUCUUAAGCUUAUGCAAGAUGCAACUGACAAAAAGAGAGCGUUGGAAAAAGAUUACAAAGAAUGCGUUGUCAAGCUUCAAGAUAAGCAGCGUGAAUUACAAACCAGGCCAUCGAAUAUCAACUAUGCAGAAAAAACUAGACUGUGUGAACAUAUUGAAUCAUUACAAUCUAAGAUUCGAGAGUUGGAAAAGAAGAUGGAAUUAGAAAAUGUUAAACAGGAGGAAUUGCAGUUGGAAUUAGAACAUCACAAAAAGUCUACGCUAAGAACUUCAUACAAGUCUAUAGACUUAGCUUUGAACUCGCCCUCAGAAUCUACUACAUCUAGUGUAGAACUAAGAUCGAAUUCUAUCAACCAUUCUUCUCUACCUGCAUCAUUAGAGCACAUGUAUUCUACUGAUCAAUUGAGACAACACAGAUUACAAUCUGCAGGAGAUGUAUUGGAAACAAUUGAUAUGAACAGACCAGUAUUAUCAAGUAUAACGGGUGGUAGAGCAUCUACUUUGCCUUCAGAAAUCGAUCGCAUAAUGGCCAAAAUAGACCAAGACAAUAGAGUAUUAGCUGAACUAGACAAGACAAGAUCUACUAUAGUUGCCGGGGGUCCUGGGCAAACAGCACCGCUGCAUAAAGUCAAAAUAAAAAGUGAUAAAACGGAUUCAAACACAGCACCGCUUCGGUCGUGCUUGAAAAAACGCAGUUUGCCGACUGCUGGUAUAUUGACACCUUCUUCGAGUUCAAUGCAAGAUCCGAAUUAUGCCUUGGCCUCGGUGCCGUCGCAUAUAAAUUACCCAUACACAGAGCUUUAUCGCGUGGCCCCUGGUCAUCUGACACAGACAUAUCAACCCUUAUCCAUUGGCACAUCGGUGCUGCCAACCGUAGGACCGCUUACUACCACGACUCCAGCAUUGGAUUCUGUCUUAUUGGCUACUGGACAGCAAUCAAGAAUUCAACCCAAAGGACGGAUUAUGCCAGCGAUUCCCAGUAUGAUCAACGCUCAACAAGAUAUCGAUUAUCAAAAUAACAUAAUUAACGACGCAUUAGGGUUAAGUAUAGAUUCAACGAAACGUAUUGGGGAAAGACGAAUGCCAGACAUGUUGGAUAUACCAGGAAAGGGACAGUGUUAUGUUUAUUGUGCGAGAUAUACAUAUGAUCCUUUCUAUUGUUCACCUAAUGAAAAUUUUGAAGAAGAACUUCCAAUUACCGCAGGGGAUUAUAUUUUAGUAUGGGGUAAUAAAGACGAGGAUGGGUUUUUUGAUGGUGAGCUUUUAGAUGGAAGACGUGGUUUAGUGCCUUCAAAUUAUGUACAACAGCUUUAUGGUAGAGAUCUUGAAGAUUUCUAUCAGUCUAUGGUGGUUAGACUUAGAGAAUGUGACGAUAGUGCGACAACUACGGUUCCUCAAAAUAUUGAAUACAUGCUCCCAGACGAACAAAUGAAGAGACUGGCUCAACAAGAGUAUAAUAAUAUGUUAGAAGAAUUACAAGAAGACGAUAACGUCGAUGACGAUGACAUGUUCUUCUCGCUGCUAGUACCGGCACCGAAGCAGCUGACGUUGGAAAGGCAGUUGAACAAAAGCGUGCUGAUUGGUUGGAACGCGCCUUCUUCUGAAGAAGGUUGUUUGCCAGAGUCAUAUCAUGUAUACGUAGAUGGAAAUUUGAAAACAACUAUUAAAGCUACAGAAAGAACUAGAGCUUUAGUUGAAGGAGUUGACUCAAACAAGCCACAUAGAAUCAGUGUAAGAUCUGUAACAGCUAAUAGAAGAACAUCUAGAGAUGCUGCUUGUACAAUGGUUAUUGGUAAGGAAAAAGAGUUGCCAUUACGACCAUCACACGUAAAGGCUAGCCAAGUAACAUCCACGUCCGCUGUUAUAUCAUGGUUGCCAAGCAACAGUAACUUUCAACAUGUGGUUUGCGUUAAUAACGUUGAACUCAGAACUGUCAAACCUGGUGUAUACAAACAUACAAUUACAGGUUUGGUGCCUAAUACAUUAUACAGAGUAACAGUUAGUGCUAAGACGUUACGUGCACCGACGUUCGAUCAAAAAAGGACUUCUACCUCUAUGGAAAAAUUUUCUACGCACAUAAAUUUUAAAACGCUGCCUAAAGGCUGCAAAGGACUUCCGGAUCCACCUUCAGAAGUACAAGUAGAAUCAGGACCACAAGAUGGAACUUUAUUGGUAACAUGGCUUCCGGUGACUACCACACUCAGUGACCCCUCUAAUCGUGGUCAUAUAACAGGUUAUGCUGUUUAUGCAGAUGGAAAAAAAGUGUCGGAUAUUGAUAGCCCAACUGGCGAUCAUGCUUUAAUCGAUAUCACUCAACUGCUCAGUCUUAACCCCAGACAAGUAACUGUACGCACUAAGUCUAGGGAUAACCAGUCUACUGAUAGUAAUCCGGUUUUGAUACCCGGUGCAAAAAAUAAAUCACCUCAUCAUCACAAUCAUCAUCAUAAACAAGAUGAAGACAAACGAAUUAAAUAUGGAUCUGCUGUACCAAAUCACAUGAGACCGCAACGGAAUGCUUAUGGCCAGGUAAUCGUGGAUACGGAAACAGAAAAUCUUAGUGAUAAAGAAAUAUUCCCUGGGCAAAUAAGCAUACCAUCGAUAGAAGUUACGAAAGAUUUUGCUGGAGAGGGAAAUUAUAGUGAAGAGGAAUUCAUGGAAAAUGGAAGAGGAGCAAGGCGUGCUCCUUCAGUUCAUCCACAUAGGCCUGCAGCACCUACUCCUAGGUCUAAACCUCCUCACCACGGUCGUCAUCAUUAUGAUGAAAGAGAGCAGUUCUAUCAAAACGAGAAACAAAUAGAACCUAGAAUAAAGCACGUUAGUGGUAGUGGAGACCAAAGAACUUACAGAGGGAGAGGUUCUGAUCCAAGACAGACUGUUUAUCAGAAAACACCAAGAGACAAACGACCUAGAUGGGUAGUGGCUAUUUAUGACUAUGAUCCAACUACUAUGUCUCCUAACCCAGAUGUUUGUGAUGAAGAAUUACCAUUUAAAGAAGGAGAACAUAUAAAGAUAUAUGGAGAUAAAGAUCCGGAUGGUUUCUAUUGGGGUGAAAGUAGAGGAAGAUUUGGUUAUGUUCCUCAUAAUAUGGUCAUGGAAUUAUCAGAUAUGCAAAAGAAUCAAGAUCCUAGAAAUAGAAAAGAUGAUCGUUGGAUUGAUCCGUAUUCGGGUCCUGUAAAAAAAAUGGUGGCAUUAUAUGAUUAUGACCCGACUGAAAAUUCACCGAAUGUCGAUGGAGACCAAGUGGAACUACAUUUCAAAAUGGGUCAAACCAUUUUCAUAUACGGGGAAAUGGACGAUGAUGGUUUUUACAGAGGUGAGUGCAACGGAGUCCGGGGUCUAGUACCUUCAAAUUUCUUGGUGGAGGUAGGCACAGAGUAUGCUGAUGGGGAAGGUGUAGGGCCACUACAACCCAAAGGUCAAAGGCAGACACAGCAUCACCAACAGCAGCAACAGCAACAGCAACAACAACAGCAGCAGCACCAGCAACAGCAACAGGAUAUGAGAGGACACGGCCCGGGCGCUCGUGGUCCACCACCCCCGCCUCGAGGCAUAGAUCAGCCACUUAAACGUAAAGAUGCCUGCCUUCCGCAGUAUGAUUAUCACCAGAUGUCAGCGGUGGAUGCGAGGGAGAGAGGAGAUCCGUACGAGAGGAGAGAUGGUAGAGACGGAAGCGGUGGUCAGUCAGCGGGUAGUGGUGGUGUUCAGAGCACGUCGGGAAAACUAUUCAAGGGCCUAGCACAUGUUGUUCCAGACUUCGGACUUGGUAGUAGGCCACAAGACAGUCAACAAAUCCAUAACCAAGGGCAUACUGGAGGUGGAACAUCGAGUUUCAUGCAAAAGCUGAACGAUCUGACCCAUCACAAUCCUGUCAACAACACUACUAUGAAUCAACAAAACCAACAAAAUCAGCAGCAGCAGCAGUCACAACAGCAGCCCGAUCAUGGUGUGGAUAAUAUUCUGUCAAAGGGGAAAGAAUUGAUUUUUAUGAAAUUUGGGCUGGGAAAAUGAUGUUUACCGAUGACUAUUAACGUAGUGUUCACUGCCGAUGUCACUGUGAUCCGUUUAUAUUUUUAAUGUAUUAUUUAAUGUCUGUAUUUACGUUUCUUGAUAUCGGUAAAUAUUUCUAUUUAUUAAAAAAAUAUAGCAAAACCUAUAUGUUUAUAGUUAAUUGAACAAAAAAAUAAAGAAAUAUCAAAAAUUCUAAAAAACGCUCUUUCUACUAAUAACUGUAAUCGGUGAUGAAUAAAUCAUAUGCAAAUUGUUUAUGUUUUAAUCGUUAAAGCCCUUUUUGGAUUCAUGUUAAUAGUCAACGGUAAAUAUGUUUUUUUAUAGAUUAUGAUGAUAUGGAUUAUCCUCUUUUUGACUUCCAUUUAAGAUAAAGAUAUUAUUAUUACUUUUAUUUUCUAAUCUGACUUAUAACACGUACAUUUAGUCAAAUUUUUUUUGUAUCAUAUAAUCUAAUAAUAUAAAACAGUAAUGUAAUAAUUUUAUCGUUUCGAUUGGUAUAUACAUCGUUUAACAUACAUAAACACGUCAUUAUUAUUAUUAAUUGUUAAUAUAUAAUAGGUGUAUAUUAUAUAUAAAUUUAUAUUGUGUAAUUUAUAUACGCAUACAUAAUAGUAUUACAUUAUAUGGUUACGAAUAUUAAACGAUAGGUUUGUUAUAAGCUGUACGUGAGAAAAGUCAAAGGCUGUGAUAUUAUUAGUUGUUUACUUACAACCGCCUGCACUAUA